This is a messenger RNA of Ilex paraguariensis (yerba mate), 249 nucleotides long. The record is from the annotation of a GenBank genome assembly. NCBI's taxonomy places the organism in Eukaryota, Viridiplantae, Streptophyta, Magnoliopsida, Aquifoliales, Aquifoliaceae.
AUGCGAAGGUGGGCGAGGGCGCCAUGGGCAAAACGCUAUGGGCGCCACUGGCCACUGACCAUUAGGGCGAGGGAGGCGUUGGCGAAGGUGGUUGAGGACACCAUAGGCAAAGCGCCAUGGGCGCCGUUGAGGGGAAGACGCCAUGGGCACUGCUGGCCACUAACCAUGGAGGCGAGGGAGGCGUUGGCUAAGGUGGAGCCCAAGCUUGGGAUGAUGGGCACGCCACAUCAAGCACAGACAACACGCUAA